Messenger RNA from Armigeres subalbatus, 2150 nucleotides. RefSeq names its product solute carrier family 35 member E1 homolog. The record is from RefSeq and is a predicted model, not a curated record. Gene Ontology annotation, molecular function: antiporter activity. Gene Ontology annotation, cellular component: Golgi apparatus. Bases 470 to 1675 code for a protein of 401 amino acids. The transcript has 4 exons. Lineage: Eukaryota; Metazoa; Arthropoda; Insecta; Diptera; Culicidae.
GCGUGCGGUUCUGGUGUGGGUAAUCGUUCACAGGGAACCGAGCCAAGAACGUCGAUUCGCCAUGGCCGUCGCCUCUUCUGUGCCCUGCGUCGUCGUUGCGACCGAAUAAUGUAAACGUCAGAAGUCUCACGAUGAGAAAGGCAUUCGCGAUGAUAGAAUCAGUAAUUAUGUGCUCUUUUCGCGAAAAUUUUGCUCAUUUUGACCAGCAAGAAGUGUCGCCGUAACUAGUGUUUGUUUAUUCCGUGCGUGUCCGAGUGAAGUGAAACAACUUUGUCCACGUAACAGCGUAAUUUACCCGUUUACGCGGAUCCUCGAGUGACUUCUUUCUUCUCGAGUUAAAGGGGUAAGUCCCCUCGAGAAGGAACAUCGAGGAACGCGAUUCUAUUGAAUAGAAGCAGCCUUUCAUCGGUCGUCGAGUGCCAUUUAUUGUGUCUGUCGAGUGUAGUGGCAAGGACGACGCCUACCCAUCAUGGCCGUAGACAAGACCGCCACUCGGCAGAUGAUGACGAUCACAUUCCUGUGCAUCCUGUGGUAUGUGGUGUCCAGCAGCAACAACGUCAUCGGCAAGAUGAUCCUGAGCGAGUUCCCCUACCCUAUGACGGUCACCAUGGUCCAGCUGACCAGCAUCACCAUCUACAGUGGGCCAUUCUUCAACCUGUGGGGAGUUCGCAAAUACGUGGACAUCUCGUGGCGGUAUUACUUCAAGUUCAUCGUGCCGUUGGCGCUGGGCAAGUUUCUGGCCUCGGUCACCUCGCAUAUCUCCAUCUGGAAGGUUCCAGUGUCCUACGCGCAUACGGUGAAAGCCACCAUGCCCCUGUUCACCGUGGUUCUGUCCAGGAUAAUCCUCCGGGAGCGGCAAACCAAGGCCGUCUAUCUGAGCCUGGUGCCGAUCAUCGUCGGCGUUGGGAUCGCCACCCUGACGGAGCUGUCCUUCGACAUGGUGGGCCUCGUCAGUGCCCUGCUGGCCACGAUGGGAUUUUCGCUGCAGAACAUCUUCUCCAAGAAGGUGCUCAAGGAGACGAACGUCCACCAUCUGCGGCUGUUGCACAUUCUCGGUCGGCUGGCCUUGUUCAUGUUCCUGCCGGUGUGGAUCUACUUCGAUAUGUUUAGCGUGAUGAAGCAUCCGGCUAUCACAACUGGCGAUUACCGAGUGAUCGCCCUGCUGUUCACCGACGGAGUCCUCAACUGGCUGCAGAACAUACUGGCGUUCAGCGUGUUGUCUAUCGUGACACCUCUGACGUACGCCGUGGCCAGUGCCAGCAAGCGAAUUUUCGUGAUAGCCAUUUCUCUCUUCAUCCUGGGCAAUCCGGUGACGUGGAUCAACAUCCUUGGCAUGCUGGUGGCCAUCAUGGGCGUUCUGUGCUACAACAGGGCCAAGUACUUCUCGCGGCAUCAGCAACCGAAGGAGUCUCUCCUGCCGUACAGCACUGUUAAUAACAACAUCAAAUAUCAACCGUUGGAGGAUACAACCCUGCUCAACAAUUCUGCCCACCAUCACGGUAAGAAUGGAUUCGUCAGUCAAAAUGGUGGCAUGCCGAACGGUUCAGCGGCGGGCUACUUCCAGAAUGGUGGCAGCAGUGUGCACAACAGCAGUAGCAAUCUGCUGCUGAGCAAUAGCAAUGGGGCGCAUCUGACGACGGUGAAUGGCUCGCCGAACAAGUUGCUGUUUGUGUAGGAACCGGGAUGCUAUGGGAAAGCAAUAGUUCCGAAAUCCUCGUUUAGGUAGAUUGUUUGUUUCCGUUUUACUAUUUACCCUGUACAGUUGACAGUUAUUAGUGAUCCUGCUAUAGAAUUGAACAAUUGACAUAUUUCCGCUCCUCCGUGAAAGGGUUCGAAGCAGAUGUUGGAUAGGAGCUCAGACGCCGAGGCCUUUAUUUAUUUGUUUCGCUCGUACUGUGUUUAAACUUAGGAUCCUCGUAGGGAAUGGAUUUUCUUUGUGCAAUCGUCUGUUGCAUUGAGCCGACCCCGAUAGACAACCGACACGCAACUAAUAGUAUUUCUGGACACAGUGUUGAAAAAUUAGGAAGAUAGAUAUUAUUAGAAACGUACUAAAAGUGCAUGAGAUGGACAACACUGUUUACGAAAGGUAGAAACAUAUUUAGGAAGAAAUGCAAGAAAAAUUAUCAAAUAAACGCUAUUUUAUAUCAGAA